AUGGUCGGCUCUCGAGAGCGUUCGUUCAUCGACCAAACUGCGCGCUAUCACGCUUCGGACGGCGACCUUGACGCGCUCGUAAAAGUGAGACCCGACGGAAAUGGUGGUGUGACCAUCGAGGAUGCACCAGAGGGAGGGGCGAUUCUGACAGAGGGAGGGACGCGCCUGUCUUAUGCAGCUCGUUACGGUUUUUGCUCGGCCCUAUCUUGGCUUCUGGAACGCGGCGCCGACGUCCACUUGGGCUGGCCAUCCUACGGCUGGACGCCACUGCACAUCGCCUCUUUACGCGACGCUUGCGACGUAGCCGUCCUGCUGCUCGACGCGGGUGUGCGGGUCGACGAUCGCAGCGCGAGUGGCUUGACCGCGCUCCACGUCGCAGCCUUGGAAAAUCGCUCCAAGAUGUGCAAACUUCUGCUGAGUCGCGGCGCGUCGCUCGACGCGCGCAACAACGACGGCGACGACCCCGAGGCCCAAGCGCGAUACCGCGGCCACACGGCCUUGGCCGACUUCCUCGCCGCCGUCCGCGCCGCGGGCGGCUGGCUCCCCUACCUCAACGCGCCGCGCAAGGAGCUCCUCGCCCUCCGCCAGCGGCUCCCGGCCCUCCGCGAGUGCGGCCGCGCGGCGCCGUCGUCGAGCGUCCGCGCGCACGAGCGGCUCUUCCUGAAGACGCCCGACGACGUAUUUUCGCACGUCCUCACGUUCUGGCGCAGCGACCGCGACGACUAA
Aureococcus anophagefferens is the source of this 726-nucleotide messenger RNA. RefSeq lists its product as hypothetical. The transcript has a single exon. NCBI's taxonomy places the organism in Eukaryota, Pelagophyceae, Pelagomonadales, Pelagomonadaceae. The record is from RefSeq and is a predicted model, not a curated record. Bases 1 to 726 code for a protein of 241 amino acids. Gene Ontology annotation, molecular function: protein binding. Gene Ontology annotation, cellular component: nucleus; cytoplasm.